Hyla sarda is the source of this 2726-nucleotide messenger RNA. It is a transcript of the gene POPDC3, whose product is annotated as popeye domain containing 3. Bases 657 to 1655 code for a protein of 332 amino acids. Gene Ontology annotation, cellular component: sarcolemma. Lineage: Eukaryota; Metazoa; Chordata; Amphibia; Anura; Hylidae. Gene Ontology annotation, molecular function: cAMP binding. The record is from RefSeq and is a predicted model, not a curated record. The transcript is spliced from 4 exons.
UGCACAAAAGGGGAUACUGCUUCCAAUCUGAAGCCUGAAAAAGUCAGUGUGUAACAAAAAAUAAAUAAAUUGAGUAGAUCAUGACACAAAAUCCACUUCACAACGGACAGGGUUAACUGGCAGUGGCACCACUCCCCAGUGUGACACUAGAGCCGUUUGAGUGUAACUCGAUCCCUCAGUGCUGUGCCCGGCCACUGCUCACACGUGGGGUGUCACUGUCCCUGCCGUCACUUAAACGUCCUCCUCCCCCUCCUCCCGCUGUCCCUGUCCGUCUCUCCUCCUCCUCCUCCUCCCCCCGUAGUGAGGGAGCUGCUGCUAGGAAGGGGAAUGUUCGCUGCUCCCGGCUGCAGCCUCCCAUCUUCAUGCCUAUUUUAGUCACGUCUUCCCGGCUCCUGACUGACAAACUUUCCCGGGACGAACGCACCGCAGAGCCAGACAGUCAAUACUUUUUACACUGGGACACCACAGGUUUGUACAAAACUAAAUACUAUCAAGGAUGGCGAUGCUGUUAAGAAAGACUGCUCUAUUGCUAAAUCCAUUCCUACCCUAAUGACAACAGCGUUACUUUCAGAACAUAAUCUAAUAUGGAUGAAUAGAAACCUCAAUCUGAACUGUCAUGACCAUCAAGUUAUUUCUGGAGUGGAUGUGAAAUUGUUAUGUUUCAGGAAACAAAAGAUAUGGGAAAACAACAUGAGUGGUUACUUGAAAGAAAGAAACACUGCAGUUCAGAUGUAGAAGCCAACAUGGGAACGGAAGGCAUGGAUGGCAACUUGACUUUUUGGGAGAGCCUUGUGACAGGACAUCCCGUGUGCACCAGUUGGAAGCAAGAGGCUGAGGGAUCCAUAUACCACCUGGCCAGUAUUCUCUUUGUAUUGGGCUGUAUGGGAGGAAGUGGGUUUUCUGGACUUUUAUAUGUCUACAUUUUCUUUUCUUUGAGUUUUCUCUGUACUUGUAUUUGGGCAUGGCUGGAUGUCUGCGCCGCUGAUGUUUUCUCCUGGAACUUUAUCCUCUUGAUGAUAUGUAUUGUGCAAGUUAUUCACCUCGCGUAUCAGCUGAGAAGUGUAACUUUUGAUAAAGAAUUCCAAGAUGUCUACGCUUCAGUCUUUCAACCACUGGGAAUUUCAUUAACUGUUUUUCGAAAGAUCAUCUCUUACUGUAAUGCAGAGGUGAUAACAUUGGAAAGGGAGCAUUGCUACGCAAUUCAAGGGAAAACACCCAUUGAUAAACUUUCCCUACUUGUAUCUGGAAGAAUACGUGUGACAGUUGAUGGAGAAUUUCUUCAUUACAUUUUUCCACUUCAAUUUUUGGAUUCUCCAGAAUGGGACUCACUGAGACCUUCUGAAGAGGGUGUUUUUCAGGUAACGCUUACUGCAGAAACUAAGUGCAAGUACAUUACUUGGAGGAGGAAAAAACUCUAUUUACUAUUUGCAAAGCAUCGCUUCAUCUCUAGACUUUUUUCACUGCUGAUAAGGGGAGAUAUAGCAGAUAAACUCUAUGCAUUGAAUGAAAAGGUGUUUGUCGACAGUGGAUUUCGAUUUGACAUCAGGCUUCCAAAUUAUUAUCAUAUGACCUUGCCAGAACAGUCACACUCAAGUGCUCCCACUAUUCGUGUUCAGGACUUCUCCACAAGGAGAAAAGCAACAAAGAGGCCAUAACAAACUAAUCUUCAGUUUUCUUACUCUCACUUGAAAUAUUAGCUUGAUAAUAGUCAAGAUGCUAGUAACUGUACAAAGCAAAGUGCCACUUACUGCAUUCAUCACGGACAGAAACUUAUUUAUAGUCACUGUUUUAUAACGCUCAUUAUCUACUGAUUUAUUCACAAUGCCUUCUAAUGGCAAGGCAUUUAAAUUCUUUAUUAAAUGGCAAUACACCCAUAGUAUUAUCUUUAAGGGUGAAUCAAGCAUUUCAUAAAAUAAUCAACCUUAAUCCUUGUACUAUAAAUAUUUAGUAGACAUGUGAUACAUCUUCUACUCUACAGCUGCCAAUUAAAAGUAAUACAUGUAGGGCGGUUGAUGUUCCUGUCAUGCAUCCUGUAUCCUGGUCCCUUAAAUUGUGUUUUUUCCUAUAGAACAAGCUACAGAGAAGAUAAUUAUUUAUUUCUAUCAGUCCACAAUUACUGGGAACAUCUCAAACAUCAAAUCAAGAGUUUUAUAAGCAAGACAUUCUACUAGAAAUUUCUAAUAUUAGUCAUAAAUCAAGAAAACAUGUAUUCAUAGUAAACAUUUUUUCCAUUUUAUUGUAAUGUCUUUAUUCUUUUGGAUGAUUUUCUUUUCUUCUUGUUCAUACUUGCCAGACAGACAGAAAUCAGACCCAUGUUUAAGCUGAAAUUGCACACUGCAAUUGCAAACUAACAAAAAAUCAAUGAAAAUAUAGAAGUAUUCUUCAUCAAACAUGUCUAUUCACAUCAGGAUAUAUUAUAGCUCCCAUUCAUGGGAAUUGAUAAGUAUAUAUGAAGGAAUUUCCUAGAAAUAGAUUUGUUUUGAAAUGGACUUAAUCUCUUUUUGGUCAUUAAAAAAACAAAAAAAACACAAACUUGUAUUUGGAGACACCUUAUAUACACAUUGGUGAAAGAAAUCUGCUUUUUUUGUAUGUUUUACAGGUUUGUUUAUUUAUUUUUUUAACCCCCAAAUAUGGUGAAAAUAUGCUAACUAACGGCCAUUGAAAUAACCCGUUUUUUUGUUUUUUCAUUUUGUGUGCUGAUUUUCCAUUGAUUUCAAGAAGAAACA